Molecule: messenger RNA, 1170 nt
Organism: Paraglomus occultum
Lineage: Eukaryota; Fungi; Glomeromycota; Glomeromycetes; Paraglomerales; Paraglomeraceae
Source: the annotation of a GenBank genome assembly
AUGGCCGCCAAAAGGAGGCAAGAAGAAGAUAAUAAAAUUAUUUAUGAGCGAAUUAAUAAUUUGGAGUACAUUAAGGCGGUUUCGGGAGAAAAGUAUGAGGAAGAAAAAGUUGACCGACAACUGGAUUCGACUUUUCGCCGAAACAAAAAAUCGCUCUGGUAUAGCACCCUAUUUAAAGCAGUUCCCCAGUACAUUAUUAUUCCAAACAUUCCAACUUUUUUUAUGGCUUUGGCACUCCUUUUUUACUCCGAAAGCCCCAAAAUGGGAACUGUUUUCUUAAUCAGCAAUUUUGUCCGGUAUUUUUUUUCAGUAAGAAGUUUAAAUAAUGAAGUCAAUAAAAUAAUUGAAGCAAUGUUAACCUUGGAUGAACUUUCCAGCAGCCUAACCAUUGCGAACGAGAGCGCGAAAACUUUAAAUUACCCAACUACUCGGGCUGUGCCAACUGCUCCUGCCCCCAAAAUUCCUUUCCAAAAUGGUGACAUUGUUUUUCAGAAUGUCGUUUUUGCUUACCCCAAACGACCACAGCACAAUAUUUUACGCAGUUUUUCUUUCACUUUUCAACAAGGAAAAAUUUACGGCAUUGCCGGCAAAAAUGGCAUUGGCAAAAGCACGAUUACCAAAACUACCCUCAAACUUUAUGAUUUAAAAGAAGGGCAAAUCCUUAUUGGGGAACGUAAUAUUCAGAAAAUAGACACCAUUGACCUCCACCGACACAUUUGUUACCAAACUAAUCGCCCAACCUUUUUCCGCAUGAGCAUUGCCGAGAAUGUUUGCUAUCCUAACAAACACGACCAAAAAGACUACGACAAAUUAGCUACAGCAGCCAAAAAAACUGGCAUUUACGAGUUUAUUACUAAAUUACCACAGGGUUUUGACACCGUGUUGAGAGAAGGGGGCACUGACCUCUCUGAAGGCCAAAAACAACAAAUUUCCGCCAUGAAAAUGUUUAUUAACGACUAUGACAUUUAUAUUUUGGACGAAAUAUUAAGCAACGUUCACCCUAAUUUGAAAGAGAAAAUUUUACGCAAUAUUUUCACUAAACUAAAAGGUAAAACAGUCUUGGUAAUCGACCAUCACUACGAAAUAUUUCAAUAUGUUGAUUAUAUUUAUCAAUUUACGGGUGAAAAAUUAAUCAAAAUGGAUAAGAAGGAAUUUUUGUCAACGGAAUAG